UUGCCAAGUUGUUACCCGUGGUUGUCUGACAUUUCAAUCAAUCUUUUUUUGUUUUAUAAUAAUUUCAGAUUUCAGUCGAAUAUAAUCUUAGGUUCUUAAUUAUAAUGAAUUUUAAAGCAUUAUUAUGUUUGUUUGUGCUUCUCACUUUCUAUCAAGGGGAAGCGCAGACUCGUGCAAAAGGGCUGGAUGAGAAACUGCAACAGCUGACUGAUAUGACUGCGAAGAAAUCUAUAAUACCUCUUAAUUUAAAUAAGUUUAAAGAAUAUGUAAAAUCGCCUCCCAGAGAUUAUUCCUUUAUAGUGAUGUUCACGGCGAUGGCUCCAGCUCGACGGUGUGCAAUUUGCCAACACGUAUACGAUGAAUACAUGAUUGUUGCGAACUCUUUUAGAUUUUCACAAGCCUACAAUAACAAAUUGUUCUUUGGUAUGGUUGAUUUUGAUGAGGGAUCUGAUGUCUUCCAAAUGCUACGUCUCAACACAGCUCCUGUGAUCAUGCACUUCCCUGCUAAAGGGAAGCCUAAGCCAGCAGACUCUAUGGACUUUGAAAGGGCUGGUAUCCAUGCUGAGGCUAUUGCUAAAUGGAUUCAAGAUAGAACUGAUGUACAGAUCAGGGUGUUCAGGCCACCAAAUUACUCUGGUGCGGUGGCUUUCACAAUGCUAUUUAUCCUUGUGGCCGGAUUCCUCUACCUCCGGCGAAACAACCUGGAGUUUCUGUACAACAAGCAGAUGUGGGCAGUGUGUGCUGUAUUCUUCUGCUUCGCCAUGGUCUCCGGACAGAUGUGGAACCAGAUCAGGGGCCCGCCUUUCUUCCACAGGACCAAGAAUGGCCCGGUGUACAUUAACGGUGGCUCCCAUGGACAAUUCGUACUGGAGAGUUACAUCGUUGCCAUUCUGAACGGUGCCGUGGUAGUAGGCAUGAUCCUAAUGAUCGAGGCGGCGGGCGGAGUGAAGAACAGCGAUCCCGCUCGCACUCAGGCGGAGGGAAAGAGACGCCGCUUCCAGUCCGUCGUGGGACUGGUGCUGGUGUGCGUGUUCUUCUCGCUACUACUGUCCGUCUUCAGAGCUAAGACUCAGGGGUACCCUUACAGUUUCCUGUUCAAAUAAGCUGAAGGUG
Molecule: messenger RNA, 1113 nt
Organism: Chilo suppressalis (striped riceborer)
Lineage: Eukaryota; Metazoa; Arthropoda; Insecta; Lepidoptera; Crambidae
Source: the annotation of a GenBank genome assembly